Molecule: messenger RNA, 8789 nt
Organism: Oncorhynchus keta (chum salmon)
Lineage: Eukaryota; Metazoa; Chordata; Actinopteri; Salmoniformes; Salmonidae
Product: beta/gamma crystallin domain-containing protein 1-like
Exons: 23
Coding region: 304-8352 (2682 amino acids)
Source: RefSeq, a predicted model, not a curated record
CCGGAUAUUUUACCACCAGGCUGCGUAUGCGCGCCGUUCCGCACAGAAAUAAUUAUCAAACUUCAACUCAGCCUGCGCACAUACCUUCGAUUCCACUUUCAAACCGUCUUCCUCCUGUUCUGUUUGCUUUUUCUGUUAGUCAGACAUGGAAAAUACUUUUACAAAGAAAACGAGAGAAAGACUAUUAUCAUACUGACUAUAUUGUGAGACUGACUUAUUCUGUACUUGACAGCUGUUCAUUUUGGGUUUUAAAUAUUGGAGUUUUCCUCUAAUUUAAGGUUUAAAUGUUUUAAAGCCUAAAACAUGUUCACAAGCGGCAUAAAGACUCUGAAUGAUAUGGUACUUGGCUCUUGGUCUCAGACCCCAGAAGAGCACAGUACUGGUGUCUUGGGUCGGAUCGGGAGCUGGUUCUCCCCCUGGAAAGAAAGAGGGAGCCCCAGGAGUCCAAGUGACGAUGCCUCUCAGUCCCCGACGGAAGACCAGAGCCCCAGGCCACAAGGAGAGGGGGCCCAGGAGGAGCCUGUGAGGGGAGAAGAGGAGCAGCAGAAGGAGGGACAGAAUUCCCAGCCUGCCCAGCGGCAUCUCUCCAGGGUUUUUGAGGAGUGGAACACGGCGGACGCCAGAGCGUCUACCCACAGGGACAGCCCCCUCUCUGCAGCCAGCAGCCAGAGCGAGUGGGGAGAAGGAGGAGGUCCUAGGGAGGAGGAGUGGUGGAUUGCCUCGCAGGGAGAGGAAACGGAGGAGGAGGGGGGAAGGAGCAGUGGAGCGAGUGGGAAUCCUGCCCCGAAGAGGAAUGCCAGCAAUCUGACACGUGUUCAUUCAUCUGCCCUUGAAGAGGGAGUGGCCUGGGAGGACUUUGACCGACAGGAACACACCCAGGCCCUGCCCCGAGCCCAAGUCCAGGCAGGCAAGAGGCUGCAUGUGUACCUGGAGGAGACGAGCCUGAGCCUGAGCCAGAACGGAACGAACACCCACACAAAGCAGGAAGUGCCCCACGCCAUCAUCACCACCAGGGUGAAGAAAAGACUUCAGGUGGUUUCCAGAGCAAAAUCAUCCAAGAGUGUUGACUUGUCAUCAGAGAACACCAAUACAAAGGAGAGGACAGAGGAGCGCAAAAGGAUUUGUCUCAAAGCUGCUAUAGGGAUCAAAGGUCAUAGCAGUUACAGUGCCCUGGUGGGAGUGUCACUGAAGUCCCCCACAGAGACACAGACGAGCUCACAAACCAUCCCUGAGCUCUCUGGUGAAGAGGAGUCAGACAGAGACACAGACACGAUGGGCCGUAAGAACUCAGGCAAGAGGCGGUCCAGGAAGAACUCCUCCGGAGACGGAGGAGGAGCCAGUUCUCAGGAGAAUACACCCACCAAAACCCAGCCUGGACCCGAGAACUCACCUACAUCAUCAGAAUAUAACACACCUAAACCUGGAGACUCCACCCCCUCCUCUUCUAAAGACGAACAUGCUUCAGUUCCCCAAAAAAUAUGCAGAGGGAAGGAGAGGGAGGAAGCCCAGGAGGACCUAGACGCACCAGUACACGCCACCCUGGUGGCAGUGGUGGACGGGGAAGGGGACAUGGACAUAGACAUGGUUGACGACACUAGCCCAUGUCGGGUGGAGAGGCGCACGGAGAGCGCCGAGUCCAAACGCCGGAGCGUGAAGGUGUCACACAGCGAGGUGAAGUUCUUUGCGAAGAAAGUGAUGGUGAACUCGGAGCAGCCACUGAGUCCAGAGGGAGAUGGAGGACACAUAGCCGUGAGCUUUGAGAAAGGAGGAAUGGCUACAGGAAAGGUCACGGAGGGUCAUGAUACAGCUAAGGGAAAGGGCAAGGUGGAACCGAAGGUGACCAAGAGACCACCUGAUUUAAAGAAAGUGGACGAGGAAUCCAAGACUCCUCAGCCUAUUGGGCGGAUCGCAGAUAGGAUCAGCCUUUUUGAGGGGAGAGCGAUGGGGGUUGCCAGUCCCAGUAAGACUUACCCCAGGAGUGCAGAUGUUUCUCCCACCAGGAAAGUCACAGAACAGCUAAGAACAAAUGUAAACAGAGAGCUCAGGUUGCCAGAUCAGCGGGAGAAAUCGGUGGAACGUGGCGAUGCCAGGUCCAGCUCGGCCCCCCCUGUUCGGGAGAAAUUAAAAACGAUACGGGAGCGGGCGAGGAACUUUGCAGAGGCUCAGAAGGUGGAUGAUAAAACAAUGGUACCCCACAAGUCCUCUAGUAUUGCAGGAAUAGCUGAAAAGUCUACAGAUUCUGCUGUGUCAAAGACAACAAAACAGGACAUUCGGGGAAAACUGGCCAGCGGGGAAAAGACUCCUACUCGGAGCACCCCAAAGGCAGAGAUAACAUUGAAACCAGCGGAGCCAGAUACCACCCCAGUAGGGGUCAUGCCAGUUCCUAAAGCAGAUCAGACAGACUCCAAAACAAAGGACAAAGAGGCUACUGAAACAGUGGAGCUACCAAAGAGACCUACCAAUAUUGACCUAAAUACUUCAGUUAAAGGGGGGAGUAGCUCAGACUCAAGCCAGCUGACACCUCAGGUUGACUCAACCAAUGAGGUCAACCCACAAUCCAAAGCCAACAGCAGACAAAACUCCAGGUCAAAGAGACGGAAAAGCAAAGGAGGGGAGUCAGCCAAUCACCUGAACCCGAGCUGUGACAUCAAACAGGAAGUGACAAACACUGAGCAGGAAGUGCUCAACAGCAAACAGGAAGAGGCAGGCACCACAAAGAAAAUGGCCACUGCAUUUGAGCAGGACGUUAAUACAGUUACAUCGCCACAAUACAGUCAAUCUGUAGACGUAAAAUCAGAUGUUAAAAAAGAGUCUGUUAGUGAAAACAGCCAACAAGUAGUCAUUAAAAAGCCAGCAGCCUCAGACAAGCAGAUCAAGUCAUUGUCAGAUGAAAAGGAAAAUUCUAACAAACCGUUAAAGGAAAAGAUGCAAUCACCCACACCUCCAAACGUCAACAAAGACAAUAAAAUGGCUACCUCUGAUCCUAUCAGUGUAAGAAAGGGGCCCAAUGAUCAAACUGUAGACAUUAUACCCUCACAGAGUUCCAAGGGAGAGAAGGCAGAGGGGGGAAGCUCUGAGACGACCUCUACCAUUAAGAUAAAUCUAAAUGUUUCCAAGGACAACAGCGAAACAUCCCUGUCUUCACAUUUGCCUAAGAAUAAACAGACUCUUGUUCAAGACCCCUCUCGUGUGGAGAAAGGCUCACCUGUCCCACACGCUAAAGUCGACAACAGACCAAUGCAGCCUGAAAAGAAAGCGGUGGAAAUGGUAAAACAGCCUGAGAAAAAUACAGAUACAAAGUCAGAGAAGGAUUUUCCUUCAGGCAGUAGACAAUACACCCCUGAGACAGCUGCUACUAAAGCUGUCCCAACCUCUGUAGCUCCUAUUAAACCUCCAGCCUCACUGACUCCUACACAGCCUUCUCAGUCAGAUAAAACUGCCAGUGUUGUCACUCAGAUUGAUGAGACAGCGAUGGGAAAAAAGAGUGAUAAAUGUGCAAUCGAGCCUCCUAAGGAAGGGUCGUCUACACGUGUGCCUGAGCAGAAAACAAAAUCGGAUCAUCAGGACCCUUUAUUAGAAAAGCAGCAAACCAAUGUCUCAAAGCAGACCCAGUCUGUAAUGUCAUCUGAGGCGAAGACAGAUAAACCUAGCCACGACACACUGACACACAGAGUGAGGCCUACUCCAGAACCCACCCCCUCAGUGCCUAGCACUACAGUGCCAGUAGUAGAGAAGGACACCUCUGUAAAAACAGAAAGCAAGGCCUCAAAACCUACAGAGGUAGAUUCUACUCAGAAUCCUUCGGAUACCAAAGCCCCAGAAAAGACAAAGGGUCAGGGGGAGAAAGAACUACCUGGGCCAAAGCCGAAGAGCAGUGAGGGGUCAAGUCUGGAUGGUGGGAAGGAGAACUCCACUGCUGUAAAAACAGCAAGCAAGGCCUCAAAACCUACAGUGGUAGAUUCUACUCAGAAUCCUUCGGAUACCAAAGCCCCAGAAAGGACAAAGGGUCAGGGGGAGAAAGAACUACCUGGGCCAAAGCCGAAGAGCAGUGAGGGGUCAAGUCUGGAUGAUGGGAAGGAGAACUCCACUGCUGUAAAAACAGCAAGCAAGGCCUCAAAACCUACAGAGGUAGAUUCUACUCAGAAUCCUUCGGAUACCAAAGCCCCAGAAAAGACAAAGGGUCAGGGGGAGAAAGAACUACCUGGGCCAAAGCCGAAGAGCAGUGAGGGGUCAAGUCUGGAUGUUGGGAAGGAGAACUCCACUGCUGUAAAAACAGAAAACAAGGCCUCAAAACCUACAGUGGUAGAUUCUACUCAGAAUCCUUCGGAUACCAAAGCCCCAGAAAGGACAAAGGGUCAGGGGGAGAAAGAACUACCUGGGCCAAAGCCGAAGAGCAGUGAGGGGUCAAGUCUGGAUGAUGGGAAGGAGAACUCCACUGCUGUAAAAACAGCAAGCAAGGCCUCAAAACCUACAGCGGUAGAUUCUGCUCAGAUUCCAUCGGAGACUAAAGCCCGAGAAAAGACAAAGGGUCAGGGAGAGAAAGAACUACCUGGGCCAAAGCCGAAGAGCAGUGAGGGGCCAAGGCUGGAUGUUGGGAAGGAGAACUCCACUGUAAAGACUAUAGCCCCAGAGGUAAAAAAGUCAGAGGAUGUGAAGGAGGGGAACACUCCAAGCCAAUCACAGAGUGAGGACAGAGAAAAGACAGUGAUGUUGCCCAAUGGAAAGCUAGCAGAGGGAAAAUGGGAUGCACUUGAACAAAAGUCAUCUACUAGUAGUUGUACUACUACUGUGAAAGAAAGGACAACUGAUGAAAAGCAAGGAAUUGUGGUAACAAAUCCUACACUGGUUGGGAAUGUCGAGAUCCACCCGGUAACACAACUCAAGACAACCAAUGAGAAAUCAACAUUUUUCCCCAGUUCAGGCAAAGUUCCGAAGAUACUCUCUUCUACUGAAACCACCAAAAAACAGAGCCCAGUCUCUCCCCAACAUCCAUCCCUGAAUAAGCUCCCCUUACUGGGGGGCGGUGGCAGUGGCUUGCCACUCCAACGCGACACCCCCUCCAGCUGGCUAGACGUGGACCAUCGCUUUCCCAAGCCGAAGCUCCUCCGCCCCGCUGAACCCAAGCUCAGCUCAUCGGUCAGCGAGAGCAACCUCUUGGACACGUCCGGAGAACUGGACGACGAUGACUUCAUCGAGAACAUAAAACGCCUUGGCGUGCCUUUCUCGUUGCCACCGCGGCAGAACCACCACCACCAUCCUCUCAAGCCACCAUUCGCAAUGCCCGCUAUCCGGGAGGACCGCUUCGAGAAGACCUUUGACCCAGAGGAGUUCCAGUUCGGCCUGAGGAGGAAGAGGGAGUUUUCUGUGGAGACGACCCAGAGUCUUCUGCCUAAGCUCCAGAGGAACCAGGUCAAAGGGGAGCUGAAGCCGGCCAGGGCCAGCAUCACAGACCGGGACAGGGGCAGCAUCCUACUCAAAAGCCUCGACACCCGUUCCAGGCUCCUCUUGGAGAGGGAGAAGACCACCAUGGAGGAGGGUGAGGAGAAGAGGAAGGAAGGGGGUGAGGGGGAGGAGAAGGAAGAGGAGGAGGCGAAGGUGGUGAAACCUCGUAUGUCACGCUUGGAGGGGAGCUGUAUCCUUAGUAGCCUGAACAGCUCCUCCACCCGGGGCAAGAGGCCCGGAAUUCAACUCCAGAUGGACACCACUCCGGGUGGGGAGGUGUCUCCCACUGAGGCCCCUCACCUCCAGCCCAGCCCUUCACCAGUCACUAAGCCAUCCCAGACCAACCCCCCUUUCUCUGGGGAGCUCAGACAGGCAUUGGCCAAACAGCCCAGCCCUCCACCACCAGUCCCCCAGACUUCCCCCACUUCCUCUGGGGAGGCUACCAUCCAAAGUCGUAACCUGGGGAACAGGCCCUCUGCCCAGACUGCUGUGGUCAGUGACUCAGCUUCUCCGUUCCCGUCCUUUAACGACAUCAAGCUGCCGGAGUAUUUAGAGAAGUACCUUCCUCUCCGAGAGCCUGCUGGGAAACUAGAGCUGAGCACAGGGCAGGAACUGCUCAACUCAGAGGUUAUUGGAGGGAUGAAGUCACUUGAAGGAGGUGGUAGAGGAGACUUGAAUAUCAGGCCUGGACUCCUAAUGCUGGAUGGAAGACCGAAUCUUCCUCUGGUUCCUCCAUCCUCCCUACUCGAGGCCAUGGCCCCUCUGGCUGGCCCACUAGGGACUCGUACUGACCAUAGAGAGGAUGUGAAUGGAUUCCAUAGGCGACCAGGAAAGAUGGUGUUGUUUGAGCAUGAUCAGUUUAGCGGCCAGACUUAUGAAGUCUUCAGAGACGUGGUGGAUGCCACCCAGCUCCAACUGUCUCCUAGGAUUUCUGUGAAGGUGUUGAGAGGAUGCUGGGUGCUUUACGAGAGUCCUGGGUUCGAGGGACGUUCCAUUGCCCUAGAGGAGGGGCCUAUUGAGCUAACCAAUGUCUGGGCAGAUGCAGGGCCACCAGGUUCACACCCCCGUGUCGACAUACCAAUGGUCAUCGGCUCCAUCCGACUGGCUGUAUGGGACUACAGCAUUCCCCAUAUUGACUUGUUCACUGAGCCAGAGGGCCACGGCAGGUUAGCACCGUACCAUGACGACACAGUAGAGAUCAGCUCCUUCGGUAUCCCACAGAACACAGCUUCCAUCAAAGUCAACUCUGGAGUGUGGUUGGUGUUCAGUGACCCAGGAUUCCAGGGCCUCCUGGCGGUGUUGGAGAAAGGGGAGUACCCCUAUCCCGAGGCCUGGGGGUUCAACACACCCUUCAUCGGAUCCCUCAGACCCCUCAAAAUGGGUGCCUUCAAGGUGGAGAAUCCUAAUGAAGUCAAGGCUGUGGUGUAUGAGCGGCCUGGCUUUGAGGGAUCCUGUCUGGAGAUCGAUGGGGAAGUGUUCUGUUUUGGAGAUGAAGAGGCAUCAAACCUGGAGUCAAACAGACUGAAGUCAGUGGGCUCUGUGAAGAUCCUCAGAGGACUCUGGGUGGGGUAUGACCAACUAGGGUUUGAGGGUCACCAGCAUGUCCUGGAGGAAGGCGAGUACCUGGACUGGAGGGACUGGGGAGGAAUGACUGAUCAGCUGCUAUCUAUACGACCUGUACUGGCUGAUUUCAUGUCACCACACCUCAAGAUGUUCACUGAGAGAGACUUUGGCGAGCUGGGUGCCAACAUCGACAUCUUAGAGCCUAUCAUCAAUAUAGAGGACACCGGCUAUGGGCUGAAAACGCAGUCGGUUGACGUUAUGGGCGGAGUAUGGGUGGCAUUUGAGGAGGCAGGGUUCUCUGGAAAGGCGUAUGUGUUGGAGAAAGGCCUCUACGGAAACCCAGAAGACUGGGGGGCCCUCAGCUCCAAGAUCGCAUCUGUCAUGCCCGUCAUUCUGGAUAAUCUGGGAAAUUCCUCCAAGUUUAAGAUGCAGUUGUUCUCGGAGCCGGGGUUCCAGGGUUCUGUCCACGUCGUGGAGGACAGUGUUUCUGCCCUGCCACACGGAUUUUCCCUGGGCUCCUGCAAGGUGCUGGCUGGCAGCUGGCUGGCGUUUGAGGGCCAGGGCUUCACUGAGAGGAUGUAUGUGUUGGAGGAGGGGGAUUACCCUGAUCUGAGGGCCAUGGGGUGCCAUGGGGUGGAGCCCAACUCCUCUGUCCUGUCCCUGCAGACUACUGGCUUUGAGUUCUCGCUGCCCUCUGUCACCCUGUUUGAGAGGUCAAGUCUGCGGGGGAAGAGGGUGGUUCUGACCGAAAGCUCGGUUAACCUGCAGCUUGCCGGAGGCUGCAGCCUGGUCCAGUCUGUCCUGGUGGAGGGAGGCAUGUGGGUGCUGUAUGAGGGGAUCAACUACCGCGGAGCUCAGAUACUGCUGAAGCCCGGCGAGGUGCUCGAUUGGCGAACAUUCAGUAGCUGGCAGCGAAUCGGAUCCCUGCGCCCACUGAUCCAGCGACAGGUGCACUUCCGGUUGAGGAGCCAGGAGGGCCUUCUAAUGUCUGUAACUGGGGAAAUGGAUGACAUCAAGCUGAUGCGUAUCCAGGCAACGGAGGAGAUGGGCGGAGUCGAACAGAUCUGGUUCUAUCGGGACGGACAUCUCCACUGCAAGGUGCAGGAGGAUUGCUGUGUGGCUCCGUGCAGCGUGGCCAUGCCAGGCAGUCGUAUGGGCCUUUCACCUGAGCCUGGCAAACAACCCUCCUGCUGGAGCAUCACGCCUGAUGGCCUCAUCCGCUACACCGCCAGCCCUGACUUGCUCCUGGAGGUGAAAGGUGGUCAACACUAUGACAGAAACCAGGUGAUUCUCAACGCGUUUGAUCCAAACAAACCCAACCAAAGAUGGACAGUGGAGAUUCUCUGAGGUCUUGUUUUGAGAGGGAAGAACUAGGUGUAAUCUUUGAGGUGCAGUAUGGUGAGGGGCCUCAGCGCUCUGUGGCGCAGCUGCAGCGUCUCAAGGACAAGAUGCCUCAGGAACAGAACAUUUGCUGCUGGAAGAGAAGCUUAUAUACAGUAUAAUCUUUCCUCUGAGGUCAAGAUGAAAAAUAUAUCACAUUUCCUGGAUAAUCUAUAAUAUCGCAUUACUUCUUCACGAACAAACAGGGACAAAACAAUAGUAUUCAUUACUACAUUAUGGGAAAAUGGACUCAGACUAAACUUGAAAUACUUUACCUACCCUUUAAUAUCUGAUAAUAUACGAGUUUGAUGAAUAAUAUUUUUUGAUGAAUAUGUAUUUUUUUGACAUUUUAUUCCCUUCUGCCAUUAAUGUCCUUAUGUAAAUAAAUCUGUGAUGUGAUUAUA